Fraxinus pennsylvanica is the source of this 555-nucleotide messenger RNA. The record is from the annotation of a GenBank genome assembly. Lineage: Eukaryota; Viridiplantae; Streptophyta; Magnoliopsida; Lamiales; Oleaceae.
AUGCUCCAUCUAGCCUUUCAAUUGUCAAGUUCCAGCUUUUCAGAUAUCAUCAAAACCAUAAAGCCUGACUUGCUAAUAUAUGAUUUAUUCACACCAUGGGCUGCCACACUUGCUUCAUCACUAGGUAUUCCUGCAGUUUUUUUGCCACAUCAUAUUCUUUUGAACACCAUCAAUUUACAUAUGGCAAUGCUACAUUUCCCUUAUCAAGCAAUCUAUGAAAGGGACUAUGAAAUAGCAAAUGUGGAGGAAAAACUGUUACCUGUAGGACCACUUGUUACACAACCUGAUAAUGAAGAAGAUUAUUCAGAAAUCAUGCAUUGUCUAAGCAAAAAAAAUCAGUUCUCAACUUCGUUUAUCUUCUUUGGUAGUGAAAACUACUUGUCCUGGGAGCAGAUUGAAGAGAUGGCACGUGGCUUGGAGCUUUGUGACGUUAACUUUAUAUGGUUAAUUAGAUUUCCUGCUGGGGAGACAUCUGGUAUACAAAAGGCACCACCAGAGGGAUUUCUUGAGAGGGCGCAAGAGAAGGGUAUGAUCGUGCAAGGAUGGGCACCAUAA